GAGAACAUAUUUCCUAUUGCCGGGCAUUAUUAACCAGAUCUGAAUCUUACUUCAUAAUUAAGUCCCUCGGAGGAUUUAUCAUUUAAGACCGCAGACGCAUUAGCUCCGGAUCGCCAUAUGCGCCGUUACCUGGAAGGACUUGACACUCGUAUGCUAACACGAGCUCCGCCUUUUCAUUUUCUCGGCAUCUUUUUAUUUGUAUAUUCUUCAUAAGGAGCUCUACCGGUUCUAGAGGUCCUCAUACCUCAUAUAUAUACCCUUCAAGAUGACGGACCAAGGAGCCUUGAAUUCCCCUGAAUCUUUGGACACUCCAAUGGAAAGACAUGUCCAAGCUGCUAGGAUGGUGUCCCUUGAUUUUGGCCAACAUCCGGAUGGAUUUUUGGAACGCAUGGCCGUGAAUAUAGCAGCGUUAUCCACUGGCCGGCAACCGGCCGACUCUUUUGCACCCGGGAGGAUUGAGAACCGCCUGGCCUUAUGGUAUCAUAGGAAUGAUGGUCCUUGGACGCCUGCCGGAUUGAUGCCCUCCCCGGGCAAUAUUAGGAAUUCAUCUCUCCUAAGAAACCUGCGGAAUGUUCAAUUUCCGCUCUAUGGCCUGUACCGGGAUAAUCCAUCUGAAUGUGAUACAGUCCCGCCCGCAGGAAUACCUUCUGAUUCGGGAUAUGGCGGGAGCCAUGCUGCUAAGCAUAGCGUUGCUAAUAGCUCUGUCUAUAACGAGCCCAUUGAUCGAAAUCAAGAGCUGUUAGGUGAUGCGAACUUUCUUUCUCAUAGCCAGGAUAUAGCGUCCAGAAUAAGUGCAGAAACUCCUUGGUCUCAAUCACAACCACCGUCGACAUCCCCCCAAUCAGCCAUUGCUCUCCAAGCCACCCCCGACGGGGGCAAGGUCUGCGAGAUAUGCGGUAAAGUAUCGAAGACGAAGUCUGAAUUCAAGAAGCACAAACAAAGACAUGAUAAGCCUUUCAAGUGCAUUGUGAAAGGCUGUACUCGCCGUGAAGGCUUCAGUACUCCCAACGAUCUUGAUAGACACAAACGAAGCCUGCACCCGGGAGAGGACGCAGUUGGUGAUCGUUACCGGUGCCAGGUCGGCCCUUGCGCGAAUAAAGAUAAAAUCUGGCCUCGUGCUGACAACUUCCGAGCCCACAUGAAGCGUGUUCACAAAGUUGAGUUGUUAAAAGAUGAAGACUUAGAUCAGUAUAAGUGCAGACCAGAAGCUCUACCUAAGGAUACUUCGAGCGUAGCUCCGAAUACUGCAGCUUCCGAAAUUAACAUGUCAAAUAUAUUUCCCGAUAUAUAUGGCAACGAUAUCUCUGAUAACUGGGAAUCGUCUCAAGGCCGAGCCAUUGACAAAUCCGACGACACAACCCCACCAGAAGGACCAAAUGAAGUUCAAGUGGAGGGAGCCUCAUCGGUUAUAGAGCUUAACGAGGACCGCCCAGAUGAAUAUAAUGGCAAUACAGCACAAGUAGUACUUUUGAAGGGCAAGGACGCUCCAUUUGAAACCCAAACGGAAAUGCCCAGUCCGCUUUCUUCCCAACCUGGUCCAUCUCUCGGCGACUUAGAACCCACAAAGGCUAUGCAGUUGAGGGAAGAUGAACCUACCUUCCAUCCUGAAAUCUUGGGUCCUGAAUUGGUUGACGACUCAAGUACUUUAAGUCACCAGCAGGCUGAUGCGCCGGACGAACCUCGGGCUCGUCCUAGCGAACUAACUCUUGGAAGCCUUGAGCCUAACGUACAGCCGGAAAGGCUGAUGGAUGAUAGCGAGAAAAGCGAUGUCUCCGCUGAACCCAAGGAUCGUGGACAACAAAAGCCAAAUCUCGAGGACCCUGAAUUCGUAUCGAAGAUAUUUGAGCUGAUCCAAGACAAGAACCCCGAAUUUUUUUUGAAGAUACUUGAGCAGAUCCAAGACAAGAACCCCGAACUUUUAUUGAAGGUACUUGAGCUGAUCCAAAACAAGGGUAUGCUUGAUGCAGUUCAAAAAUUUGGGCGGAAGAAGGAUGACUCCCAAGAAACAGAUAUGGCCAGGCAGGAGGCGGCUAAUGAUAUUGCCCCCCAAACUCAUGUUUGUCCUCAGUGCAAAAAGCCAUUUGGUCGGCGUUGUGAAUUAAGAAAACACGAAAAACGGCAUUUGAAACCGUAUGGAUGUACAUUCAAAGACUGCAAGAAGACUUUUGGUAGCAAGAACGACUGGAAACGUCAUGAAAACAGUCAGCAUGUUAUGCUGGAGCACUGGAUAUGUGAUGAAAAGCAGGCGGACAAUCCUACCGAGCCCUGUGGGAAGAACUUUUCCCGAUGGGACCUGUUCAAACAACAUCUUAGUGCAUCGCACAAUAUCGAGGCACAGGAAUAUUUAGACCGUAAGCUUGAGACAUGUCGCAUAGGGAGGAAUUCUGAGACUCGGUUUUGGUGUGGAUUCUGCCAGCAUGUAAUUGAAGGUGGAGAAGCUCGGAUAGCACGAUACAACCAUAUCGAUGAUCAUUUCCAGGGUCGCAAUAACCAGACGAAAAGAGAUAUCAGCCACUGGAUAAGCCUUGAAGAUGAUAGCAUCGUAUCUUCGGAGUCUGCUUCUUCGUCAAACAACCCCGAUACACAGAGCAGUAGCGAAGCUGAGAAGCCACGCACUGAAGUUUCAAAUCACAAGAGAAAAAGGGGCAAUGAUUUGGACCUAGUCGCUUCCCAGCGUACUGAGAUGAUAUUAAUUGUGUGUGUAUGUGGUGUCCCCUCCCCUUGUCCUGUCUGUGACUAGUAGUCUAAUUUACUUGCAGUGCGAAUGCGGUGAUCUCAUGCCUGUAUCGAACAGACAAUGCAUCAACGCCGACUGCCAACACAAGGUAUGCGAGAAUUGCGACCAUUGAAAAUUGUGGCAUAGACCUUGUAAAGUGUUGUAAUAUAGUCGUCUAGCUAUGAGGAUGUUAUGAAUA
Daldinia caldariorum is the source of this 2915-nucleotide messenger RNA. RefSeq lists its product as uncharacterized. Gene Ontology annotation, biological process: regulation of transcription by RNA polymerase II. NCBI's taxonomy places the organism in Eukaryota, Fungi, Ascomycota, Sordariomycetes, Xylariales, Hypoxylaceae. Gene Ontology annotation, cellular component: nucleus. The record is from RefSeq and is a predicted model, not a curated record. Bases 266 to 2740 code for a protein of 824 amino acids. The transcript has 5 exons.